Empidonax traillii (willow flycatcher) is the source of this 6092-nucleotide messenger RNA. RefSeq names its product centrosomal protein 290 (gene CEP290). The annotation marks the transcript as partial. Gene Ontology annotation, biological process: kidney development; camera-type eye development. The record is from RefSeq and is a predicted model, not a curated record. The transcript has 31 exons. Lineage: Eukaryota; Metazoa; Chordata; Aves; Passeriformes; Tyrannidae.
AAUCUACUUGAUGCACUUCAGCUGGAUCCUGAUGAAACAAAAAAAGUACUUGCAGAAAAUAAUAGAAAAAUAACUGUUUUAAGAGUUAAUGAAAAAUCACUAACAAGACAGUGUACCACUUUGCUUGAAAUGGAACGGCAUCUUAGAAAAGAAAAUGAGAAACUAAAGGGUGAAAUAACACAUAUGGAGACUGCAGUUAUAGGGAAGAUUGGAAACUUGCAACGAUUCAAGGAAAUGGCUAGCUUUAAGAUUGCCGCUCUGCAAAAAGUGCUGGAUGGUAGUGUGCCAUUGUCUGAGCUAGAAGUGGCUAAUAAGCAGUACAAUGCAUUAACUGCUAAAUACAGAGAUAUGUUACAAAAAGAUAAUUUGCUUGUCCAGCGGACAACAAACAUGGAACACUUGGAGCAUGAGAAUGAAUCCUUGAAAGCACAGAUAAAUUCACUGAAUAAAGAAUUGGAGAUCACGAAAGAGAAACUUCAUACUGUGGAACAGGCUUGGGAACAGAUGACUAAACUGGGGGAUGACAGUGCCAUGGACAAGGCCACAAAAGCAAUAACCAACAGUGAGAUUUUGUCCAUUUCUAAGAAAAUCACAAUGUUGGAAAUGAAGGAACUAAAUGAAAGACAGAGAGCAGAACAUUCACAACGAAUGUAUGAACAUUUGAGGAAUACUGUAAAGCAAGUAGAAGAACGUAAUUUUGAAUUGGAAACAAAAUUUGCUGAGCUCACCAAAAUCAAUCUUGAGGCACAGAAAGUGGAACAGGAAUUAAGAGAUGAACUAUCAAAAAGUGUAAGUAAGGCAGUAAGUGAUGCAGAUCGACGACAAAUCAUGGACCUAGAGAAGCGUGAGAUGGAGCUCAAGAUUGAAGUGUCAAAGUUAAGAGAACUGUCUGACGUAGCGAAAACACAAGUUGAAGCUCUGGAGGCACGCCAGCAAUACAGAGAUAAAGAAGUGGAAUCUCUUAGAAUGCAAAUUUUAGAUUAUCAGGCACAGUCAGAUGAAAAAGCACUUAUUGCAAAACUGCAUCAAGAUAUCAUAGCCCUUCAAGGUAGUGAAUCUGUUGCUGUAGGCAAAUUGGAAACACUUAAAUUGAAACUACAGAAGAUGGAGAUCCAUAAUCUACGUUUAGAGCAGAAGCUUGAUGAGAGAGAUCAAGCCUUAUAUUUUGCCCGACUCGAAGGAAGAAAUAGAGCCAAACAUCUGCAACAGACAGUUCAGUCUUUGCGGCGACAGUUUAGUGGUGCUCUGCCUUUAGCACAGCAAGAAAAAUUCUCUAAAACAAUGAUUCAGCUACAGAAUGACAAACUGAAGAUCCUGGAAGAAGUUCAACAUGCCCAGCAGGAGCGUCGAAAUGCAGAAAACAGAACAUUAGAGCUGGAGUUAAAACUGAAAAGUUUAGAAGAAUUAGUAAGUGCAUUGAAGGAUACAAGAGGAGCUCAAAAGGUAAUUGAAUGGCAUAUGAAGAUGGAGGAACUCCAUCUGCAGGAACUUAAACUCAAUCGCGAAUUAGUCAAGCAAAAAGAAGAGGUGAAGUAUUUGUGUAAUAUCAUUUCUGAAUACGAAUGUACAAUAAAUAAUCUGGAAGAGGAAAUUGUGCAGCAGAACAAGUUUCAUGAGGAAAGGCAAAUGGCUUGGGACCAGAGGGAAGUAGAACUGCAGCGCCAAUUAGACCUGUAUGAUCAUCAACAAAACGAAAUACUUAGCACGGCUUUAAAGAUAGAAGAUGCUACAGGCUCAGUUCCAGACCCUGGUUUGCCAAUCGCACAACAACUUGAGUUGGCUUUAAGAAAGAUUCAGGAGCAUAUUCGAACAAUACUGGAAACUAGGGCAACCUGCAGGUCACUGGAGGAGAAAUUAAAAGAAAAGGAAACCGCUCUGUGGAAAGCUGAACAAAAUGUUUUAUCAAGAGACAAAGUUAUAAAUGAACUAAGACUUCGAUUGCCUGCAUCAUCAGGAGAGAAAAUAAUGGCUGAAUUAGGCAAAGGAGAAGAUGAUCCAGAGUACCAUCAUGCCAUUAAAAUUGCUCAUCAAACCAUUGCAAAUAUGCAAGCAAGAUUAAAUCAAAAGGAGGAAGUGUUAAAAAGAUACCAACAUAUGCUUGCUAAAGCAAGAGAGGAACAAGAGGAAAUAGUAAAGAAGCAUGAGGAAGACCUAAGAGUUCUACACCAGAAGUUAGAUUUGCAUGCUGACAACUCCCUUAAUAAAUUCAAAGAGACUGCUUUGGAAUUAGGGAAAAAGACUUCUUUAUCACUUUCCAGCAGCAAGUAUUUUCACCGCUUGGAGCAAACUGUAGCCGAACAGGAUAAUUCUCUUGCUUCACUUGUUGGAAAAUUAAAGAAAACAUCUUCUGAUUUGGAGAAACAAAAACAAAUUACUAUAACAAAAAUCAAUGAGUUUGAGACUAUCAGAGCCCGGCUUCAGGAAAAGCACACAGUUGAUGUGGAACAAAUAAAACAUGAAGCAAAUGAGUUGAGGAAUAUAUUAUCUCAGAAGGAGAAGGAAUUAGCAAAUGUAAAAGCUGAACUAGAGGUCCAAAAAGAAGCAAAUACCAGAGCACCCACAGCAACAAUGAAAAACCUGGUGGAACAGCUGAAGAGCCAGUUAGCCAUAAAAGAGAACCAGCACAAAGCUUUGAGUAAAGCACUUCUGGAACUCCGAGCAGAAAUGACUGCUAAUGCUGAACAGCAAAUUAUUUCUGCUGCAUCACAAAAAGAGGCAUAUAUGAAUGUCCAGGAGAUUGUUGACAGACAAACAAAGGGGCUUACGACACAGAUAGAGGAAUUGAAUAACCAGAUUACAAAGCUUACAGACAACCUUAAAAUAAGUAAAACCAAGGAAACUUCUUUGUCUGAUGAAAGGGAUGAGUUGAACCAAGAACUUCAGAGGAAACAAAAAGCAUUUGCUAAAAUAUCGAGGGAAAAAAAUGAAAUGGAAAAAGAAAAUGAAGAACUGAAGAACCGUAUUAGGAGACUGAGCAGUAGCAUUCAGAGCAAAGUUGAUGAACAAAAUCUGAUAGAUGUGCUUCAGAAAAAAAUUAAAAAGUUGGAGAGUGAUCUUGAGACAAAGUGUGAAGAAACAGAAAAAAAAGGUGUAAGAGAAGACAAGACCCCCAAGGAGGAAAUAAUUAGAUGGGAAGAAGGUAAAAAAUGGCAAAUCAAAAUGGAAGGGCUGCGAAACAAACUAAGGGAAAAGGAAAAAGAGGCAGAUGCUUUAUCCAAACAGUUGAAUACGUUGAAGGAAAUUCAUACAAAGAUUGAAAAAGAGAAAAUUGCUCUGCAGAAGAAACUGAAAACUACUGGUGUCACUGUUGACCGUGUUAUUGGAGUAAGAGCCUCAGAAACUGAAAAAGAAGUGGAAGAACUAAGAAAACGGAAUCUAGAGCUAGAAAAUGAAGUUGCACACUUGAGAACACUGCAAGCAAUCCCACGAGAUUCUGUUGUAGAAGAUUUACAUUUCAAAAACCUAUACCUCCAGGAAAAGCUUCAUGCUUUGCAGAGACAAUGCUCGAGAGAGACAUUUUCAAGACCCUCAAGUACAUGUGACCAAACUGAGCUGACCAAGUCUGUUCCUAUCACUGUCAGUAAACAACAAAAGUAUCUGAAUUUCCUUCAAAAGAAAUCUAUUUCAAAUAGGGAUGAAAUGAAACAUCAAGCUAAUAAUAGUAUUACUGAUGGCAAUGAAAUAGAUGAGGAAGCACACACACAAACCUGUAUCAUGCAUAAUGAAGGCCAGGAGGCUACUGCACAUGCAAGCACAGAAGUGUCUCCUGAACAGCAGCCUGAAGAUAGUGAGAAAUGGAAGGACACAGAUAUUUCUACAGAAGUAUUGGAAAACAAAAAUAUAGCUGAAUAUGAUAAAGAGAACUGCAGUGAAAAAGAAGAAAAUACAACCCAGCCUGAAAGAGCUAAAAAUAAUGAGGAAUGUGAAGAAGAGGAGAGCAAGCAAGAAAUCUUCAAACAGUCGAAUGUGGGUGAAGAAGAAGGUGUAGAAGAGCCUGAUACUGACAGAAUGAUCUGCAAUCAGUCUGACUCAGGGAAACUUUCUACUCAAGCUAAUGACUAUGAAGCAGACAAAAUAAAUGGGAAUAAUGAAAUGAAUCAACACACUGCAGAGAAUAAACAGGAAAAUUACCAAAGCUGUACAGAAAAGGUUGAAACAACCUCAGAAUUUUGUGAAAUGCCCGAGACAUCAGGAAUAGGGUCAAGUGAUCAGUAUCGAAGAGAACAAGAAGUUUUAAAGGAAAAUCUAAGAUUGUCAUCUGAAAAUGUUGAGCUAAGAUUCCAGCUAGAGCAGGCCAAUAAAGAUUUGCCAAGACUAAAGGACCAAGUAGGUGACUUAAAAGAAAUGUGUGAACUUCUUAAAAAAGAGAAAGCAGAUAUUGAACGAAAGCUGGGCAGCGUUAGAGGGGCUGGCAGAAGUGGAAAGACAGUCCCAGAACUGGAAAAAACAAUUGGUUUGAUGAAAAAGGUUGUAGAGAGACUGCAAAGAGAAAAUGAAGAACUGAAGAAAGCACCAGCUGUGGUUUCUAAUGAGAAAUUACUUGGUCUUCAACAGGAAAAUGAGGGACUAAAGUCUGAAAUGGAAAAAAUGAAACGUGAUCUGGGUGGCCAGCUGAGUCUGCAUUUUGAAUCUAAAACCAAAGGAAUGGAAAAAGUCAUUGCUGAAAAUGAGAGACUGCGUAAAGAACUAAAAAAGGAAGCUGACAGUGGAGAGAAGCUACGAAUAGCGAAGAAUAACUUGGAGACAAUAAAUGAGAAGUUAACUGUACAGCUGGAGGAAACCAUUAAGAAGCUAAAUUUGGCUGAGAGCCAACUUGAUGGAGCUGACAGCAAAAGCUGGAAGUCCAUUGUAACAAGGAUGCAUGAAACUAAGUUGAAGGAAAUGGAAAUAGAUAUUGCUAAAAAAAACCAAAGCAUUGCUGACCUUAAACGGCUACUUCAGGAAGCAAGAGAACGUGAACACAAUGCUGAUAAAAAUUUACAAGAUCUAAAAGGACAAAUUAAGCUUCUCCAAUACCUUCCUGAAGGUGCAAGGACAGAGCAAAGUCUCAUCAGGGAGCUUCAGCUUUUAAGAGUAACUAAUAAUCGAUUAGAGGAAGAAAAAGCAGAACUAGUGCACCAGAUGGAGGAUUAUAAGCACCACAGACACACCUAUACAAGUGAAGAUCCGGCAGUUGGACAUAAUGAAAUUGUGGAGAAGGAUAAAAUAGCUGACCUCCAGGCACAGCUGAAAGCCCUAGAGCUGGAAAAACAGCAAUUAAAGGAAGAGACAAAAAACCUGAGAAGAGAAUUAGAAAACUAUGACCCUUCCUUUUUUGAAGAACUUGAGGAUCUGAAAUAUAACUACAAUGAAGAAGUAAAAAAAAAUAUACUCUUAGAAGAGAAGUUGAAGCAGCUUUCUGAAGAGUUUGGCAUUCAAGUGCGUAGUCCAGGCAACACUGCUGUUGAUUAGGCUAGUGUUUAGUAUUCUCAACAUUGAUACAAAAAGUAAAUUCUAUGGCAGUUACAUAAUGCUCAUUUGUAUGUGAUUAUCUUGGAAUAAUACAAGUAUCUUAGUUACAUUAGUUUGCACACGCCUAAGAAUGCAGAAUUGAAUUAGUCAACAGCUCAUGGUCAGUAUUUAUAUAUACCAGUCAAAGUAAAAGUGAGUUUUACCUCUCCCAGCUCUUUUGCAGUAUCACAUUUUAUUUCAGAACAGUUAAAUUGGGUAAUACACAGGUUUCAGGUAAAGCUGAAACCUUGGGCUUAUCCUAGAAGUUGAGAAACUCUUAAAAUGUCAGCAUAUUUAGCUAAAUGUGCUAAAUUCCAGAUUAAUAGAAAUAGAUAAUUUGCACUUGCUGUCUCAUCUGACCAUACUAUUUAACUCUAAACUCAGGGUCAGUAUGUGGGAUGUCUGUUUUUACAUCCCUGGUUAUUUUUACCUCAAUUUAAAAAAAAAAAAAAAACAAGAACACAGAACUGAAAAUUAAACUAUGGUAUUUCAGCCAAACCAAUGGUAUUUUUGUAUAUAAUUGAUUUUUCAUUUUGUAUACUUUAUAUAGCUGGAUGUAUACUUUUAUAGCAGACACAAAAUAAAGCCAACUCAAAAAAUCA